CGCAGUUUGUGGUUGGCAAACAGAGAGUUCACUGGUCGUAAGAUUGGCCAUUGUAGCUCUAGUUUCCAGCCACAACGGGUGUCGAUAAUCGACCAAGCCUUUGUAGCCAUCAUCAAUGCUCCAUCAAGAUAUCCCCCGCUAUCUGCACCUCGGCUUGCCAGGUUGGUGACCGUUGACGGUUGGUCUGACUGUCAGCUAUAGCCUUAUAGGUGCUGCCCCAGUUAACAUGGCGUGUUAUGAUUGUUUUAGCGUCCCCUAAGGGUUCUCUGGUGAUAACAGCCGAUUCCUCCAGCUAUAACCCCAAUCCUUUCUCUUUUUCGCAGUCCCUCGUAUUCCGAAAGAGAGCUGGGUGGCAAUUCUGCGACGGACACGUUAAGGGUCAGUCCGCAACAAUGCUUUCCUUAGCCUGGACCGCAGCCGCUGCCUUGGUGGGCUAUCUCAUCUGCGGAACAGUUUACCGUUUGUAUUUCCAUCCGCUGGCCCGCUUCCCAGGUCCCAAGCUUGCUGCAUUGACGCGAUGGUACGAAUUCUACUAUGAUGUGAUCAAACCAGGCCAAUUCAUAUGGGAAAUUGAGCGUAUGCAUAAAAGAUAUGGCCCAAUCGUGCGGAUCACUCCAGAGGAAAUCCAUAUCAAGGACCCGGACUUCUAUGAUGAAAUAUACGCACCUGCUUCCAAGCAGCGAGAUAAAUAUGGGAACUGGACGAUAGGCGCGGGCGCACCGGCAUCGACCUUUGCUACCGUCUCCCACAACCAUCAUCGCCUCAGACGAUCGGCCAUCAACCCCUUCUUUUCGAAACGUGCUGUAUCCAAUGCCGAGAAACUCAUUUGGGAGAAGAUCGAGAUCAUAUGCCAGCGAUUGGCGGCCGCUUGCCAGAGUAAGCAAGUGCUGCGACUCGAUGCCGCUUACAUGGCCUUAACGAUGGAUAUAAUCACCGACUACGCUUAUGGAGAAAGCUACAACUAUCUUUACGAAGAUGAUUUCAAGCUCGAAUGGAAAGAUACGGUCAUUGGGGGGUCAGCUAGCGGUGCAUUGAUCCGACAAUUCCCCUGGGCGUUUCCCGUCAUGAAGUCUCUCCCCAUGCCGAUUCUGAGCAAGGCUGCUCCCGAGGCUGCUUUAUUGUUGCAAUGGCAACAAAUGGUCCGUCGACAGGUGGACUCAAUUAUUGCCAAUAACCGUGAAGGGAAGAAGGCCCCUGGGACGAUCUUCCAAGCUUUGCUAGACAGCGACCUGCCGCCGGUGGAAAAGGAAGCAGACCGUCUGCAGGAUGAGGCGCAGACCAUGGUUGGUGCUGGAAGCGAAACAACCGCGAAGACAUUGACAAUCGUCACCUUCUAUCUGCUCCAGGACAAGAAGAAGCUUCAAAGAUUGCGAGAUGAAUUAUCCACGAUUCCAAUGCAGCCAGGACCAGACGAAGAACUCCUGACACAGCUGGACCAACUUCCAUAUCUGAAUGCAGUGAUCAGUGAAGGUCUCCGUCUCAUGCAUGGUGUCACGACUCGCCUUCCACGAGUCGCCCAUGAAGUCAUCAAGUACAAGGAAUGGCAAAUUCCGCCAAACACACCGGUCAGUCAAUGCAACUAUUUCGUCCAUAUGGAUCCGACCAUCUUCCCCAACCCGUUCGAAUUCCAACCCGAGCGUUGGAUCGAAGCGAAGGACAAAGGUAACCGACUGGAGAAGUAUAUGGUUUCCUUCUCCAGAGGCAGUCGCCAGUGCGUCGGGAUCAACCUCGCAUAUGCUGAGAUGCGCUUAACCCUCGCAACCAUAUUGCGCCGAUUCGAGCUUGAGAACUAUGAGACCACCGUUGAAGACGUCCGCAUCGCACGAGACUACUUUGUCGGUGUCCCAGAACCGGGAUCGCAGGGCGUCAAGGCUGUUGUAACAGAGGUGUUGUGAUGAGAACACGUAAGCAAAGUAUCUAACUAAUUGCCGUAAUCGAAAAGCAAAUGACCUCUUUCCUCGAAUUUCAUUUUAACGAGCCUAUCAUAGCAAAGGGUUCUUACACGAAGACCGGUGUAGGCAUCACUCGAUACUACCACUAACCUUGCAUUGAGGGUGUUGUAGAUCUUUUCGGGGUCGCAAACCUUCUGCUACAUAACUAUGGCCCGUUCGUUACUCAGGAGUCAGUGCUUAGUUACCAGUACAGAGUUGGGUCAGCAGAGUAAUCAGUGCUCGUCCUGUAUCUAGAUAAGGAUCGUCUGCGCUGCCCAAGGCUUGGUCACGAUGUCGAUCAUUACUAGAUAAUGAAAUCGCAGCGACAGAUAUGGUCAGUCAAUCGCGGU
Molecule: messenger RNA, 2281 nt
Organism: Paecilomyces variotii
Lineage: Eukaryota; Fungi; Ascomycota; Eurotiomycetes; Eurotiales; Thermoascaceae
Product: putative cytochrome P450
Exons: 5
Coding region: 237-1895 (552 amino acids)
Molecular function (GO): oxidoreductase activity, acting on paired donors, with incorporation or reduction of molecular oxygen; monooxygenase activity; heme binding
Source: RefSeq, a predicted model, not a curated record